AUAAAAUAAAAAUGCUCUUUUAUGAACAAUAGACACAAGCUAUCCUUGCCUUGGUCACUAAGCCAUGCAUUCAUUUAAAAAAAUACCCAAAAAAAGCCCCUGAAAACAGAGAGAAAAAACCCAACGAUGAUUUUCUUACAGCCUCGGCACCACAAAAUCGAUGAUGUUCGGUCUGGGCACCGGAGCUGUGUCUCGUAUUGUCCUGCUUCUCGUUUUAACGGCUGCUGUGAUCUCUCCGGUCCUUGGAUCAUCGGACGGCGGAGAUGAUGAGAGGAAUAGGAGGCGUGAUCCUCUGAAGAGCUUCAGGUACUACAAUGGAGGAUUUGAUGUUCGAAACAAACAUUACUGGUCUUCUGCGGCGUUUACAGGAGUUCACGGCUACGUCGUCGCCGGAGUAUGGAGUCUCUCCGGCGUCUGUUUUGGACUUUUAUUGGCAUUCAACGUCACCAGGGGGCGCGUGGCUUCCGUGCUUCAGUCCACGCGCCGCCGUCUAGACCACUGCUACGUUCCCUUGUUCUCACUCGUCCUACUCUUUGUUUUGCUCUCCAUGGCGGCGACGGGGAUGGUGAUAGCGGCGAACCAGAGCUCCCGAAGCAGAUUGCAGAAACUGGAAAACACCAUUGCCAAUGCCGGAGAAGAUGUCCACCGGACCAUCGGUACGGUCGUCGAAUCCAUGACUAAGAUUCAGUACCUUUUGCUUCCGUACGAUCAGCAGACGACUAAGCUCCUUAACAUCACCACCCACCGCCUCGCCAAGGAAUCUCGCAUUAUCCAGCGAUUCGUCCAUGAAAACAAACGAUCGAUCAAUCUCGCCAUCCAGACUUCGUAUGCAUCGCAUCUGAUGGUUGCAUCGAUCAACUUGUUCUUGCUGUUUCUGACAUUUGCUCUCCUUUUGCUUCAUUGGCACCCCGGCUUCAUCAUUUUCAUAUUUUUCUGCUGGAUCUUGACAACACUUUUCUGGGUUCUCACCGGCUUCGAUUUUUUUCUUCACACUUUUUCGGAUGAUGUUUGUUUAACAAUCAAAGGGUUCAUGCAAAACCCGCAAAAUAACACUCUAAGUUCUAUCCUGCCCUGCAUGGACCGUCUUCACUCAGAUAAAACCCUGGAGGAUAUCAGUCUGGCCAUCCAUAACUUCAUCAGUGAGCUAAACUCGAAAAUAGCAGAGACCAUGCGCUCCUAUGCAUUACACGACCAGGACACUGUUUUGCCAGAAUCCGGACUUAUAUGCGAUCCAUUUCUUGGGACACAAAACUACACCUACAUACCUCAGGAUUGCCCCAUUGGCGCCAUUCCAAUUGGUGAAUUUCCAAAUAUUCUUGGCAGAUUCACAUGCCAUGCCGGUGACCCACCGGAAACCUGCAGAACCAACGGAAAAUUCGUCCCGGAAGCUUCAUACCGAAAGGCCUGGGCUUACAGCAACGCGGUUCAAGGGAUGCUCGAUAUCUUUCCCGAUCUGCAGGGCCUGACUCGAUGCCUCAUCAUCAAAGACACGUUCUCGGCUAUUGUCUCGGACCAGUGCCAUCCUUUUAGGGCUUCAAUGUAUCGGUUAUGGGCCUUCAUGGUCACUCUCUCGGUUCUCAUGGUGGUCCUUGUCUUGCUCUGUGUUGCAAAAUCUUUCCAAGAAAAAGGGAAGAGCUUUUCUUGGUUUUCAAUCAGACCCACUUCUUCUCAAGCCCAUGGAGUUGGUGACAGAGAACAACAGAGUUCAUAAAGAGUGUAUACAAUAAUGGUCGGCUUGUUCUUUUUUUUGUCUUUUAGUAUACAAAUAUAAGUGAGAGCAUUUUCAUUGGGCAAAACGGGAUGUAUAUAUAUACAACAUUUUUUCAAGCAUUUAUGAAU
Tarenaya hassleriana is the source of this 1839-nucleotide messenger RNA. RefSeq lists its product as uncharacterized. Bases 161 to 1711 code for a protein of 516 amino acids. NCBI's taxonomy places the organism in Eukaryota, Viridiplantae, Streptophyta, Magnoliopsida, Brassicales, Cleomaceae. The record is from RefSeq and is a predicted model, not a curated record. The transcript is spliced from 9 exons. Gene Ontology annotation, cellular component: membrane.